GCGGUUCCAAGUGUACUAGUCUACUAAAUCGCUCACUCCCCUCUUCUCCUUUUCUUCUCCGCCUUGCUUUCAUGUCUCCGUCUCUUCCGAUCGCUCUUUGAGAAUGGGAUCAGAGGGAAACAUGAAGAAGAACUCAGUUGUGACACAAGUAAGCGUUGGUGGAUUUGGUGAUUUAACAACUGCAAAAGAGCUUACAGAUUACCUUGAAGAAGAAAUAGGACUCGUUUGGCGAUGCAGAUUAAAAACUUCCUGGACUCCUCCUGGCUCUUACCCUGAUUUCGAGAUCACUGACACUUCCAAAAUCCCCACUUUCGAUGGCUACAAGAGAGUUGAGCCUCAUGCUUUUGUCCAUUUCGCGGUCUCUGAGUCAGCAGGCCGCGCGAUGGACGCCGCGGGGCAGUCCAAGCUGAUUUUGAAUGGCCAGCCGUUGAAAGUCAGCUUGGGGCCUGAGAAUCCGUACACGCUUAACCAGAGAAGGAGAACGACGACGCCGUAUAAGUUGACUGGUGUUUCGCUUGAGAUUGGGACGUUGGUUUCGCGUGAUGAGUUUUUUGUUUCUUGGAGAGCUGAAGGUGUUGAUUUCCUUGUGGACCCUUUUGAUAAUACUUGCAGGUUUUGCUUCACGAAGAGCACUGCGUUCUCUUUGAAGGAUACGAUGAUGUAUGCUGUGAUGAACUGUGAUUAUAAGUUGGAGUUGUUGGUGAGAGAUAUAAGAACGGUUAAGCAGUAUAGAACUUUGGAUGGCUAUGUGAUGCUCUUGCAGCUGGCUUCUUCACCUCGUGUCUGGUACAGAACAGCUGAUGAUGAUAUAUAUGAAACUGUCCCUGUUGAUCUCUUGGAUGAUGAUGACCCUUGGAUCCGUACCACUGAUUUUACUCAAGCUGGGGCAAUUGGGCGGUGCCUUACGUAUCGAGUGCUCAUAUCUCCUCGUCAUGAGAAGAAAAUGACAACAGCAUUGGAGUAUCUAAGGGCAAGGAGAGUGCACGAGGAACGUGUGAGGUUUCCUCCGAGGAUUCGUGAUGAGCCUUGUUUUGGUGACCCUGUUUCAGAUCAUUUCUUCUGCAUUCACCACAAGGAAGGAGUCUCCUUUGAGAUCAUGUUCUUAGUAAAUGCGGUGCUGCACAGAGGGGUUUUUAACCAGUUUCAGUUGACUGAGCGCUUCUUUGAUCUUCUCAGAGACCAACCCAAGGAUGUCAAUAUAGCUUCUCUCAAGCAUCUUUGUACCUAUAAACGACCUGUUUUCGAUGCGUACAAGAGGCUGAAGCUUGUUCAAGAAUGGAUUCAGAAAAAUCCAAAGCUGUUAGGGAGUCAUGUACAGUCAGACGAUAUCUCUGAGAUCAGAAGGCUAGCGAUUACUCCAACCAGAGCUUAUUGCUUACCCCCAGAAGUUGAGCUCUCCAACAGGGUACUCAGGAAAUACAAAGCUGUGUCUGAUAGAUUCUUGCGUGUUACUUUCAUGGACGAAGGCAUGCAGACCAUGAAUUCAAAUGUUCUUUCUUACUUUGUUGCUCCUAUUGUGAAGGAUCUUACAUCAAGCUCUUUCUCUCAGAAGACCCACGUCUUUAAAAGAGUAAAGACAAUCCUAACCGAUGGGUUUAAACUAUGUGGUAGAAAAUACAGUUUUCUAGCAUUCUCGGCCAAUCAACUCAGAGACCGCUCUGCAUGGUUUUUCGCUGAAGACGGGAAAAUAAGAGUGUCAGAUAUAAAGACAUGGAUGGGGAAGUUCAAAGACAAAAAUGUGGCAAAAUGUGCUGCUAGAAUGGGCUUGUGCUUCUCCUCCACAUACGCCACUGUAGAUGUCAUGCCUGACGAGGUUGACACCGAGCUUCCAGAAAUUGAGAGAAACGGGUAUACUUUCUCUGAUGGGAUUGGAACAAUCACACCUGACCUCGCUUCCGAAAUAAUGGAGAAACUUAAGUUGGAUUCGCACUGCAGCCCUUGUGCUUAUCAAAUACGUUACGCUGGUUUCAAAGGAGUUGUUGCUCGUUGGCCAUCAAAAGAUGAUGGAAUCCGGUUAGCCCUUAGACACAGUAUGGACAAGUUCCAUUCUAAGCAUACAGUUUUGGAGAUCUGUUCCUGGACCAGGUUUCAACCUGGUUUCUUAAACCGACAGAUAAUUACCCUCCUUUCUGUACUAGGCGUUCCGGAUGAAAUAUUCUGGGACAUGCAGGAAACUAUGCUCUAUAAACUGAACCGCAUUCUUGAUGAUACCGAUGUGGCAUUUGAAGUUCUUACAGCAUCAUGUGCUGAACAGGGAAACACUGCAGCUAUCAUGCUAAGUGCUGGUUUCAAACCAAAAACCGAGCCACAUCUACGCGGAAUGUUGUCUUCAGUCAGGAUUGCACAACUCUGGGGUCUCAGGGAAAAAUCUCGUAUCUUUGUUACUUCAGGAAGGUGGCUAAUGGGUUGCCUAGAUGAAGCAGGGGUACUUGAACAAGGCCAAUGCUUUAUCCAAGUGUCAAAGCCGUCUAUAGAAAAUUGUUUCUCCAAACAUGGGUCUCGUUUUAAGGAGACGAAGACAGAUAUGCAAGUAGUGAAAGGUUAUGUAGCCAUUGCUAAGAAUCCUUGUCUUCACCCUGGGGAUGUGAGGAUUCUAGAAGCCGUUGAUAGACCUGAGCUGCAUCACAUGUAUGACUGCCUACUUUUUCCUCAGAAAGGAGAUAGGCCCCAUACAAACGAAGCUUCUGGCAGUGACCUUGAUGGCGACUUGUACUUUGUGGCUUGGGAUCAGAAACUCAUCCCUCCCAGCAAAAGAAGCUUUCCCGCCAUGGAAUAUACUGCAGCUGAAGAGUCGAGUAAGGGCCGCCCUGUCAACCACCAGGAUAUAAUAGAAUUCUUUGUAAAAAACAUGGCGAAUGAGCAUUUGGGUACAAUCUGCAAUGCACACGUCGUUCAUGCUGAUAGAAGUGAGUAUGGAGCCAUGGACGAAGAAUGUAUGCUACUUGCAGAGCUAGCUGCCACAGCAGUCGAUUUCCCAAAGACAGGGAAGCUGGUGACAAUGCCCUUCCACCUGAAACCAAAACUCUACCCUGAUUUCAUGGGAAAAGAAGAAUACCAAACUUACAGGUCGAAGAAGAUCCUGGGACGGCUUUACAGACGGGUCAAAGAAGUUUAUGACGAAGACGCAGAAGCUUCCUCAGAAGAAAACUCUAACCCAAGUGACAUCCCUUAUGACACUGAUCUUGAAAUACCAGGAUUUGAAGAUUUCAUCCCUGAGGCAUGGGGUCACAAAUGUUGUUACGACGGGCAGCUCAUUGGUCUUCUCGGGCAAUACAAGGUGCAGAAAGAGGAAGAGAUUGUGACGGGUCACAUCUGGUCCAUGCCUAAGUACACAAGCAAGAAACAAGGAGAACUGAAAGAAAGACUGAAGCAUUCUUAUAACUCCCUGAAGAAAGAGCUGAGAAAAGUAUUCGAGGAGACAAAACCGGAGGAUGAGAAUCUCAGCGAGGAGGAUAAGAACGUGAUGUAUGAGAAAAAGGCUUCAGCUUGGUACCAUGUCACUUACCAUCCCGAGUGGGUGAAGAAGUCUACAGAGCUGCAAGAACCUGAUGACUCGUCUGGUCAUGGAGUGAUGCUGAGCUUUGCUUGGAUUGCAGCUGAUUAUCUUGCGAGAAUUAAAGUCAGGUCAGGGGAAAUGGGAAAGAAUAUGGACUCGGCCAAACCUGUUGAUGCUUUGGCUAAGUUUCUGUCUCAACGUCUCUAAAAAGUUACGUUAGGAGCCGUAAGGCCACUCUGCCAUGUAUCUGUGGAGAUUCACAGAUACACUUCAAUGUUGAUUGGUAUUAUAUAGCUAGUUUGGAUGUGCUUUUGUGUUCUUAUGAAAACUCUCUGUGUGAUGGGUGAAACAAACUGCUUGCCCUUUACCAUCUACACUGGAUUUGCUUGUGGUUAUGUAUUUUGUGCAUCUUAUGUCGUCGAACGAAAAUUGGCUUGGCGUUUGUUUUUUUUUUGGAACUACCGCUUGGUGUUUGGUUUACCUUGCAAAAGAAGUGAAGAUGUGAAUGCUCA
Messenger RNA from Eruca vesicaria subsp. sativa (arugula), 4008 nucleotides. Lineage: Eukaryota; Viridiplantae; Streptophyta; Magnoliopsida; Brassicales; Brassicaceae. The record is from the annotation of a GenBank genome assembly.